This is a messenger RNA of Penicillium nucicola, 1380 nucleotides long. RefSeq lists its product as uncharacterized. Bases 1 to 1380 code for a protein of 459 amino acids. The transcript has 3 exons. Gene Ontology annotation, biological process: intracellular calcium ion homeostasis; calcium ion transmembrane transport. The record is from RefSeq and is a predicted model, not a curated record. Gene Ontology annotation, cellular component: fungal-type vacuole membrane. Lineage: Eukaryota; Fungi; Ascomycota; Eurotiomycetes; Eurotiales; Aspergillaceae. Gene Ontology annotation, molecular function: calcium:proton antiporter activity.
AUGGAUGACCCUGCUGUCCGACUGCGAAAGCCAACGAAGAUCAGUCCCAGUAUGGAUGACAUCUUUGACACAAGCUCAUUACCCGAGGAACGGGAGGCAUUACUGAGAGAAGAGCAACAUUUCCAACAUGGCACUGUUGAGGAAAAUGGCUCGAGGCUGCCUGACGCAGACCACUCCGAGAAUCGCCGUAUGUCUCCCGGCAGAUCUGCUCUGUGGGUGGUAAAGACAGUCCUUGGGUGCAGUUACUCAAACCUGCUUCUGCCGUUUGUAUUUCUGGGGAUUACAGCGGGGAACCUAGGGUGGAAUGAUUCCAUUGGUUUUGUGUUCAAUUUCUUGGCUAUCCUUCCCCUGGCAGCAUUACUUUCGUUUGCCACCGAGGAGUUGGCAAAGAGCGUGGGACAAACCGUUGGAGGACUGAUCAAUGCAACAUUUGGAAAUGCCGUGGAAAUGAUCGUGAGUGAUGCCGAAUAUCCAGUCUUGGGUGGGGAAACUAACGUCCCGCUCAUUGCACAGGUGGGGAUUACUGCGGUCAGACAAGGUGAAAUCAGUAUUGUCCAGUCCAGUAUGGUGGGCAGUAUCCUUUCGGGCAAUCUCUUGAUUCUUGGUGUUUCCCUGUUCUGCGGCGGCAUUUCAAAAGAAGCUGUUUCAUUCAAUGUGGAUGUCAGUGGAAUCUUGUCAUCCUUGAUGGUCGUCUCUUCUGCAUCAUUGAUCAUUCCAUCGGUUCUCUAUUCGACUAUAUCAUCCAAGUCGCCCGAUGUGGAGCAGAGCGUGUUGAGUCUGUCCCGUGCCGCGUCGGUUGUACUACUCGCAUUCUACCUCGUCUACCUUUACUUCCAACUAAAGAGUCACAACGAUUUGUUCGUGGAUGAUGAGCCAGCAGAGGAAGAGGAGCAAGUUCUAGGACCAUGGGCUGCGAGCAUUGUCUUGAUACUAGCUACUCUUGGAGUUACUGUUUGCUCCGAUUGCCUCGUUGAGAGCGUGGAUGGCUUUGUAGAGAAAUGGCAUGUGAGUCGGGCGUUUAUUGGUCUGAUCGUUGUUCCAAUCGUCGGCAAUGCCGGAGAGUUUAACACUGUCGUCAAUGCUUCAUUGAAAGGAAACAUGGACCUCGCUAUCGGUGUUGUUGUGGGAAGCACCUUGCAGAUCGCUUUGUUCGUGAGCCCAUUCUUGGUUAUUUGCGGCAUGAUCAUCGGACAGCCCAUGUCCCUGCGGUAUAGCCCAUUUGAGACUGUCGUGUUUUUCUUGUCUGUCAUUGUGAUGGAUUGCUUGAUUCGAGGCGGUCGAUCGAACUACUACGAGGGGUGCUUAUUGGUUGGAACGUAUCUCAUCAUUGCGAUCGCUUUCUACGUGCAUCCUGAUGCAAUCGAAUCGCUAUUGAUGUAA